CUACAAUCUACAAUCUACAAUCUACAAUAAUACAAUAAUACAAUUCUACCACGUACAAUCCUAAAGGCUGAUCUCUGAUGAAGGGCGAACAUGAAAAAUGCCUCAUACUGACUAACGGCCAGGCGCGGCCUUACCUCAUCCGACCGCACACCGGCGCCAGUCGCGGUCUUUUCCCAUCGGCCUCACUUCUCCUUCUCUUCCCACCGAAUCGUUUUCCAACUUCGCCUGUCCCGCUUACAUAACCCCCUCUCUCUGUCGCCCCAGUUUUAUGCUCAUUCCGACUGUACCUUAUUUUCGUGCUUGACUAAUUGCCAUCACCCCGGCUGUCCCCCCUCCACCCUAAUCCUAUCAACCACAGACCAUGUCCGAACGAGGCUCAUUCCGAGGUCGUGGCCGCGGCGGCGGCGGAGGUUACGACCGGUCGGCUCGUGGCGCCAGAAGUGGCGGUGCCGGUGGCGGUGCCCAGCAGCAGCAGCAGGAGAAGCCCAAAAAGGAAAACAUCCUCGACUUGACCAAGUAUAUGGACAAGGAGGUGCGCGUGAAGUUCAACGGGGGCCGUGAGGUCACCGGCCUCUUGAAAGGCUACGAUCAGCUGAUGAACCUGGUCCUGGACGACGUCAAGGAAUCCAUGCGAGAUGACGAGGGCAACGACAACACCCGUUCCCUCGGCCUGAUCGUCGCCCGCGGUACUCUGAUCGUGCUGAUCUCGCCGGCCGAUGGCAGCGAGGAAAUUGCCAACCCGUUCGUGCAGCCGGAGGAGUAACCUGUCUCAUCCCGUUUUCUCCGGGGAGUUGAUUCGAUUCGAUCUGAAUCAAUCAAUCAGUCAAUCAUGUCAUGAUGGUAUCAGUAUCAGGUCAAGGAGAAGAUUCCCGAUAUGUGGAUUGUCUGUUCACUGAGAGCUGCGAUGCGAUGCGAUGCUAUUUCUGUUUUUGUGUUUCCGUUUCCGUUUCGUGUUUCCUCGCUCGUCCUUUGAUAUGAGCGGGUAAACUAGCCAUGCACGCUCUGGACAGAUCUGAGACAGGAAGUGGACAGAGGUUGAUGACUUUGAUUACUGGCCUGAUCGGACCGAUCCUAUCGUGACCCGAACUGAACAGCCUGGAACCCUGUAUUAGCCAAGACCUUUCCAAUUUUGAAAUCAAAAUAAUGAAUCAUGAGUCAUG
Messenger RNA from Aspergillus steynii IBT 23096, 1160 nucleotides. Its product is annotated as putative small nuclear ribonucleoprotein (LSM7). Gene Ontology annotation, biological process: mRNA splicing, via spliceosome; nuclear-transcribed mRNA catabolic process. Gene Ontology annotation, cellular component: spliceosomal tri-snRNP complex; U12-type spliceosomal complex; Lsm1-7-Pat1 complex. The coding region runs from base 362 to 763 and encodes 133 amino acids. The transcript is spliced from 3 exons. NCBI's taxonomy places the organism in Eukaryota, Fungi, Ascomycota, Eurotiomycetes, Eurotiales, Aspergillaceae. Gene Ontology annotation, molecular function: RNA binding. The record is from RefSeq and is a predicted model, not a curated record.